Molecule: messenger RNA, 1283 nt
Organism: Hipposideros armiger (great roundleaf bat)
Lineage: Eukaryota; Metazoa; Chordata; Mammalia; Chiroptera; Hipposideridae
Gene: PAH
Product: phenylalanine hydroxylase
Biological process (GO): L-phenylalanine catabolic process; L-tyrosine biosynthetic process
Molecular function (GO): iron ion binding; phenylalanine 4-monooxygenase activity
Source: RefSeq, a predicted model, not a curated record
AAAAACCUCAGCACCACGUGCCUUAGACAAACCUGCCUGCGACUGACUGCCUAGAGCUAGAGAUCUCACUCACCCAGAGCCAGCAUGUCGGCUGUGGUCCUGGAGAGCCAACGCAUGGGCAGGAAACUCUCUGACUUUGGCCUGGAAACAAGCUACAUUGAAGACAACUCUGGUAAAAAUGGUGCCAUCUCACUGAUCUUCUCCCUCAAAGAAGAAGUUGGUGCUCUGGCCAAAGUCUUGCGCUUAUUUGAGGAAAAUGAUAUAAACCUGACCCACAUCGAAUCCAGACCUUCGCGUUUAAAGAAAGAUGAGUAUGAAUUUUUUACUCACCUGGAUAAACGCAGCAUGCCUGCUCUGGCCAACAUCAUCAAGAUCUUGAGACACGACAUCGGUGCCACCGUGCAUGAGCUCUCCAGAGACAAGGAGAAAGACACAGUGCCCUGGUUCCCCAGAACCAUUCAAGAGCUCGACAAAUUUGCCAACCAGAUUCUCAGCUAUGGAGCGGAACUGGACGCCGACCACCCCGGUUUUAAAGAUCCUGUGUACCGAGAAAGACGGAAGUAUUUUGCUGACAUAGCCUACAACUACCGACAUGGGCAGCCCAUCCCUCGAGUGGAAUACACGGAGGAAGAAAAGAAAACAUGGGGGACGGUGUUCAAGACGCUGAAGUCCUUGUAUAAAACCCACGCUUGCUACGAGCACAAUCACAUUUUCCCACUUCUGGAAAAGUACUGCGGCUUCCGUGAAGAUAACAUUCCCCAGCUGGAAGAUGUGUCUCAGUUUCUGCAGACUUGCACUGGUUUCCGCCUCCGACCUGUGGCUGGCCUGCUUUCCUCUCGGGAUUUCCUGGGUGGCCUGGCCUUCCGGGUCUUCCACUGCACACAGUACAUCAGACAUGGGUCCAAGCCCAUGUAUACGCCUGAACCUGACAUCUGCCAUGAGCUGUUGGGACACGUGCCCUUGUUUUCAGAUCGCAGCUUUGCCCAGUUUUCCCAGGAAAUUGGCCUGGCCUCUCUGGGUGCACCUGACGAGUACAUUGAGAAGCUUGCCACGAUUUACUGGUUUACUGUGGAGUUUGGGCUCUGCAAGCAAGGAGACUCCAUAAAGGCAUAUGGUGCUGGGCUCCUGUCAUCCUUUGGUGAAUUACAGUACUGCUUAUCCGGUAAGCCGAAGCUCCUCCCCCUGGAGCUGGAGAAGACAGCCAUCCAGGAGUACACAAUCACGGAGUUCCAGCCCCUGUAUUACGUGGCUGAGAGUUUUAACGAUGCCAAGGAGAAAGUGAG